Molecule: messenger RNA, 1412 nt
Organism: Dipodomys spectabilis (banner-tailed kangaroo rat)
Lineage: Eukaryota; Metazoa; Chordata; Mammalia; Rodentia; Heteromyidae
Gene: Serpinb10
Product: serpin family B member 10
Exons: 8
Coding region: 47-1240 (397 amino acids)
Biological process (GO): negative regulation of endopeptidase activity
Molecular function (GO): serine-type endopeptidase inhibitor activity
Source: RefSeq, a predicted model, not a curated record
GCCAAUCGGCUCCAGCAGAGAGAAACAAGGUUUCUCCCCACCCACAAUGGACUCCCUAGCAACAUCCAUCAACCGAUUUGCCCUGGAGUUUAGCAAAAAGCUGGCUGAGUCUGCGGAGGGAAGAAACAUUUUCUUUUCUCCUUGGGGCAUCUCGACUUGCUUGGGCAUGGUGUAUUCAGGCACCAAAGGAGACACAGCUGCCCAGAUGGCACAGGUGCUUCAGUUUAACAGCAGCAGAGAUCUCAAAUCUGAUCCUGAAAGUGAGAAGAAAAGGAAAAUGGAAUUCAACUCAGACAAGGUAGAAGACAUACACUCUGACUUCCAGUCACUUAUGGCAGAAAUCCUCAAGCCGGGCAACUCCUACAUACUUAAAACAGCCAAUAGGAUAUACGGAGAGAAAACAUACCCGUUUCACAGCAAAUACUUUGAAGACAUGAAAACCUAUUUUGGUGUGGAGCCACAGUCUGUGAAUUUCAUGGAAGCUCCUGGGCAGAGCAGAAAGGAGAUCAACUCUUGGGUUGAAAGCCAGACAGAGGGUAAAAUUCCAGAUCUUCUACCUGAUGGCUCCGUGGAUGCCCUGACCAGGAUGGUUCUGGUGAAUGCCCUGUACUUUAAAGGGACCUGGGAGCAGCAAUUCUCGGUGCAGAACACCACAGAAAAGCCUUUCAGGGUAAACAAGACUACAACCAAACCAGUGCAAAUGAUGUCUAUGAAAAAGAAACUUCCAGUUUUUUUCAUUGAGCAGCCACGAGCCACAGGUCUUCAACUCUACUACGCCAGCCGUGACCUGAGCCUGCUAGUACUCCUGCCAGAAGAUGUUGAGGGACUGGAACAGCUGGAGGAAGCCAUCACCUACGAGAAGCUGAAUGAGUGGGCCCGCGAAGACAUGAUGGAGCUAUAUGAAGUGCAGCUGCACCUGCCCAAGUUCAGGCUGGAGCAGAGCUACGAUCUCAAGUCUGCUCUGAGCAGCCUGGGGAUGAGAGACGUAUUCAGCCAGGGUAAAGCUGACUUUACAGGGAUGUCUUCAGACAGAAACCUGUGUCUGUCCAACGUGUUCCACAAAGCUUUUGUAGAAAUCAAUGAAGAAGGCACAGAGGCUGCGGCUGGCACCGGGAGCGAGGUGAAAUUCCGAAUUAAACUCCCAUCCAUGGAGUACAAUGCGGACCACCCAUUCAUCUUCCUCAUCAGACACAACAAGAGCAAGAGCUUGCUCUUCUAUGGAAGGUUCUCCUCCCCCUAAGCCCGCUAACUCUCAGCUAAGCCAACUGUCUCAUGGAAGAGGAAGUGUGCCAGCAGAUGGAAAAGCACAGCGAUAAUGCAGUUAUGCUCAUCAUAGAGAUCUUCUUUGCUUUUAAAUAUUAGCACCUAAAUCUUUUCAUCCUGUCCUAUCUGCAGAGUUAAGAAAAUAUAGU